AUGCCGAAAGGUCCCAAGCAGCAGCCGCCGGAGCCCGAGUGGGUCGGGGACGGAGAGAGCACGAGCGCCGCAGACAGAGUGGUGAAGAAAGGGAAGAAGGACAAGAAGAACAAGAAGACGUUCUUUGAAGAGCUGGCGGUAGAAGAUAAACAGGCUGGGGAAGAAGAGAAAGCGCGCAAGGAGAAGGAGCAGCAGCAGCAGCAGCAGCAGGUACAACAGCAGAAAAAGAAACGAGACACCCGGAAAGGCCGGAGGAAGAAGGAUGUGGAUGAUGAUGGCGAGGAGAAGGAACUCCUGGAGCGCCUGCAGAAGCUCUCGGUGCCCGCCAGUGACGACGAGGAGGGAGACGUUCCUGCCCUGAAAUCCCGAGGAGGGAAGAAAGCCAAGGGAGGCAACGCGUUUGCAGCCCUGAUUCAGGAUCAGAGUGAUGAGGAGGAGGAGGAAGAAAAGCAGCCUCCUAAGCCUGCCAAGCUGGAGAAGAACCGCAUCAAUAAGGCUGUAUCUGAGGAACAGCCGGGACUCAAGGGCACCAGGGGGCGGGAAGAGGAGUCGGCAGGGAAAGCCAAGAGUAAGUUUUCCGCUCUGGACAGCGAAGGAGAAGAGGACGGAGAAGAUCUAACAAAAAAGGAGCCAUCCAAGCAAGGGAAGGAGAAGGCUAAGAGGGCAGAGCAGGGCUCAGAGGAGGAAGGGGAGGAGGACGAAGGGGAGUCGAAGGCCGAUGAUCCCUAUGCCCACCUUAGCAAAAAAGAGAAGAAAAAGCUGAAGAAGCAGAUGGAGUACGAGCGCCAGGUGGCCUCGCUGAAGGCAGCCCACGCCGCGGAGAACGACUUCUCCGUGUCCCAGGCGGAGGUGUCCUCCCGCCAGGCCAUGCUGGAGAACGCGUCCGACAUCAAGCUGGAGAAGUUCAGCAUCUCCGCCCACGGCAAGGAGCUGUUCGUCAACGCGGACCUGCACAUCGUGGCCGGCCGCCGCUACGGGCUGGUGGGGCCCAACGGCAAGGGCAAGACCACCCUCCUCAAGCACAUCGCCAACCGGGCCCUGAGCAUCCCCCCCAACAUCGACGUGCUGCUGUGUGAGCAGGAGGUGGUAGCGGACGACACGCCGGCGGUACAGGCUGUUCUUCGCGCCGACACCAAGCGAUUGAAGCUGCUGGAGGAGGAGCGGCGGCUGCAGGGGCGGCUGGAGCAGGGCGACGACAUGGCGGCCGAGCGGCUGGAGAAGGUGUACGAGGAGCUGCGGGCUACCGGCGCGGCAGCUGCAGAGGCCAAAGCCCGGCGGAUCCUGGCCGGUCUGGGCUUCGAUCCUGAAAUGCAGAAUCGGCCCACACAGAAGUUCUCGGGAGGCUGGCGCAUGCGUGUCUCCCUGGCCAGGGCGCUGUUCAUGGAGCCCACGCUGCUGCUGCUGGACGAGCCCACCAACCACCUGGACCUCAAUGCAGUCAUCUGGCUCAACAACUACCUGCAGGGCUGGCGGAAGACGCUGCUCGUCGUCUCCCACGACCAGGGCUUCCUGGAUGACGUCUGCACCGACAUCAUCCACCUCGACGCCCAGCGGCUCCACUACUACAGGGGCAACUACAUGACCUUCAAGAAGAUGUACCAGCAGAAGCAGAAGGAGCUGCUGAAGCAGUAUGAGAAGCAGGAGAAGAAGCUGAAGGAGCUGAAGGCGGGCGGCAAGUCCACCAAGCAGGCGGAAAAGCAAACGAAGGAAGCCUUGACUCGGAAGCAGCAGAAAUGCCGACGGAAAAACCAGGACGAGGAGUCGCAGGAGGCCCCUGAGCUCCUGAAGCGCCCCAAGGAGUACACUGUGCGCUUCACGUUCCCGAACCCCCCGCCGCUCAGCCCUCCUGUGCUGGGCCUGCACGGUGUGACAUUUGGCUACGAGGGGCAGAAACCACUCUUCAAGAACCUGGAUUUUGGCAUCGACAUGGACUCAAGAAUCUGCAUCGUGGGCCCUAACGGUGUGGGGAAGAGCACCCUGCUCCUGCUGCUGACGGGCAAGCUGACGCCGACUCAGGGGGAAAUGAGAAAGAACCACCGGCUGAAAAUUGGCUUCUUCAACCAGCAGUAUGCAGAGCAGCUGCACAUGGAGGAGACGCCCACAGAGUACCUGCAGCAGGCCUUCAACCUGCCCUACCAGGAUGCCCGCAAGUGCCUGGGCCGCUUUGGCCUGGAGAGCCAUGCGCACACCAUCCAGAUCUGCAAACUCUCCGGUGGGCAGAAGGCCCGGGUCGUGUUUGCAGAGCUGGCCUGUCGGGAGCCUGACGUCCUCAUCUUGGACGAACCCACCAACAACCUGGACAUCGAGUCCAUCGACGCUCUGGGGGAGGCCAUCAACGAGUACAAGGGAGCGGUGAUCGUGGUCAGCCACGACGCCCGGCUCAUCACGGAGACCAGCUGCCAGCUGUGGGUGGUGGAGGAGCAGAGUGUCAGCCAGAUCGACGGCGACUUCGAGGACUACAAGCGGGAGGUGCUGGAGGCCCUGGGGGAAGUCAUGGUCAACCGCCCCCGGGAGUGA
Messenger RNA from Pipistrellus nathusii (Nathusius's pipistrelle), 2517 nucleotides. The record is from the annotation of a GenBank genome assembly. Lineage: Eukaryota; Metazoa; Chordata; Mammalia; Chiroptera; Vespertilionidae.